Messenger RNA from Aureobasidium musti, 606 nucleotides. Lineage: Eukaryota; Fungi; Ascomycota; Dothideomycetes; Dothideales; Saccotheciaceae. The record is from the annotation of a GenBank genome assembly.
AUGGGCUCAUACUACAAUAUUGACGCAAUCCUGACAGAUGCUCAGGGUAACCCAGGAGAAGACGUGUGUAUCCUUGUCUCGCCCUUCUCAUACUUUCCGUCAGCUAAUGCUUCUCUCAGNAUAAAACAAGGCUCUAAGAUGGAACUACCACUCUGGCUCGCCGAGAUGUUGGCUGUAAGCAACCCUUCUGGAAACUCAUCACUAGCAACACUGGAUCUACCUCAAGCACUCUCCCAACGUGUCAUGAAUGCACUCAAAGCAGACCCGAAAACAGUAGAUAUCCGAGCCCAAGCACAGCAUUUCUACAACAUUGGUGCCCGCAUGCUGGAACUAUUCGAAGAAGAAGAAAUGGUCGAUAUCUUGACCAACGUGAGCAGUCAAACAUGCCUUUCCACAAUCGAUCACAUUCUAAUCUCCCGUACGAACAGNACGUUCAAGCAACGUGCAGCAGAAAUCUCAGAUCAAGCGCUAAACUCACGAAGUGCAUUGGGCGAAGGUGCUGAAUUUGCAAGGGGGUUGGACGAGACAGAACGACAAUUGUUCCGCGCCGCCCAUGAUAGCAGCAAUGCAGUGAGGAAAUGGUUCGAGACGGCCUCGAAAUCUUGA